Penaeus indicus is the source of this 1617-nucleotide messenger RNA. Its product is annotated as gastrula zinc finger protein XlCGF8.2DB-like. The record is from RefSeq and is a predicted model, not a curated record. Lineage: Eukaryota; Metazoa; Arthropoda; Malacostraca; Decapoda; Penaeidae. Gene Ontology annotation, biological process: regulation of transcription by RNA polymerase II. Gene Ontology annotation, cellular component: nucleus. Gene Ontology annotation, molecular function: DNA-binding transcription factor activity, RNA polymerase II-specific; RNA polymerase II cis-regulatory region sequence-specific DNA binding. The transcript is spliced from 5 exons. The coding region runs from base 318 to 1415 and encodes 365 amino acids.
AAACAGCUGAUCGAAAACAAACAAGGCGAAGACCAUGAUGUCGGGUUUGAGGGUGCCAUGGAAAUCAUGGCUAUGGAUGAUGUGUUGGGUGGAUCUGCUUCGUAUAAGGAUUUCUAUUGUUGCUGGGAUUCCACGAAAGGCUGUCAGACACUUCCUUUGAAACCAGAUUUCUAGGUUUUGAUUGGCCUGGAUUUGAACAAAAUUUGCUCACAUGGGAAGCUGUUUGCAUAUGAUAGGAGUCCAAGAUUUCUAGUUCUUCUCAGCUACUUGUCAAAGCAGUUAUUGGGAAUUUUGUAUGAGUGACAGCAAUUGCUAUCAUGGAUGACUCAGGCUCAGACUUGAAAGUGAAUGACAGCAAAAUCGAAUUUGUUGCUGUGAAGGAAGAAAAUACGGAAGAUACUGUUGAGGAGGAUUUCCAGGAAGUAAAAGAAGAAAUUAUUGAGGAUGUAGAGGAAGAAAAUGCUGUAUAUAUAAAGACAGAAGACAAAAUCAAUGCAGAUUAUGAAUGCCCAUUGUCUGAAGAUGGCAAAACUUUUGGCAAUGAAGCAGAUAAGAAUGAUUCAGACGUGUUGAUGUGUGAAGACAUAGAUCCACUAUCAUCAGUGGCAGUUGUGAAUGAAGAUUGUGGGAAUAUGUGCUCAUCAGAUAGUGAUCAGUUGACAUGCAGAGAAGGCAAUGAGGAGGUGGCAUGUAGAAAAGAGGAAGCAAAAAAGAAGCGUUUCCCAUGUGAAGUAUGUGGCAAGAAAUUCGAUUUUAAGAGUAUGCUUAUACGUCACAUGACAGUACAUACGAGAGAAAAGUCUUUUAUUUGUGAGGUAUGCAAUAAGUCAUUUGCAUGGAAAUUUGAUCUAGUGAAACACAUGAGAGUACAUACAAAUGUGAAUCCUUUCAGCUGUGAGGUAUGUAGUGAGUCAUUUGCAUGGAAACGUGAUCUGGUGAGUCACAUGGGGAUACAUACAAAAGAAAAGCCAUUUACCUGUGAAGUGUGUAACAAGUCAUUUGCAUGGAAACGAGAUCUGGUGAAACACACAAGAAAACACACAAAGGAGAAGCGUUUUCGAUGUGAGGUAUGUACUAAGGCCUUCUUUGAUGAAGGGAAUCUAGUGAAGCAUACGAGAGUCCAUACAAAAGAGAAGCCAUAUGUCUGUGAAGUCUGUAGCAAGGCAUUUUCUGAGAAAAGUAAUCUAGUACGGCACAUGAGGGUACAUACAAGGGAGAAGCCUCAUACAUGUGAAGUGUGUAAAAAAGCAUUCUCUGAGAAAAGUACACUCAUGUUGCAUAUAAGGAUACAUACGGGAGAGAAGCCAUUUAACUGUGAGAUAUGCAGCAGGGCAUUUGCUGUGAAAGCAAAUUUAUUAAAGCAUAUUAGAGUGCACAGUAAGCGGAAGCAAAAGAAAGGAGAAAAAUUACUUUAGCUUCAAGCAAUCCAUUUGAUUAUCAUCCAUUUAAAUAUAUUGCCAUUGAAAUCUGACACUCUCAAGCCAUGUAAAGAGGUAGGGUGGGAAGAUCAAUUUAGUGUUGACUAAUAUUUGUGAUUCUGGAAAGUGUAGGAAGGAGGAAACUAGCAGCUCAGCCUGGCCUGUGGAGUACUUCAAUACCCUUUUCUUAUUCUAAUUA